This is a messenger RNA of Oryza sativa Japonica Group (Japanese rice), 2412 nucleotides long. RefSeq names its product probable auxin efflux carrier component 3b. Gene Ontology annotation, biological process: transmembrane transport. Gene Ontology annotation, cellular component: membrane. The record is from RefSeq and is a predicted model, not a curated record. NCBI's taxonomy places the organism in Eukaryota, Viridiplantae, Streptophyta, Magnoliopsida, Poales, Poaceae.
GGAGGCCGGGAGCCCGGGACAGCGUACUUUUAUAUCCCAUCGCGGCAUCGCGCGCCGCAAUACUCACUCUCUGCAUGUAACAGCAACACACUAAUCGCACGCUGCUCCUCUCGAUCGCAUCGCAGGAAACAGAUCGAUCAGCUGCUCCCAGACCGGCGAUCGGCCGCCGCCGCCAUGAUAUCGUGGCACGAGCUGUACAUGGUGCUGUCGGCGGUGGUGCCGCUGUACGUGGCGAUGAUGGUGGCGUACGGCUCCGUGCGGUGGUGGGGCGUCCUCACGCCGGAGCAGUGCUCCGGCAUCAACCGCUUCGUCGCCGUCAUCGCCGUCCCGCUCCUCUCCUUCCACUUCAUCUCCUCCAGCGACCCCUACGCCAUGAACCUCCGCUUCGUCGCCGCCGACACCCUGCAGAAGGUGCUCGUCCUCGCCGCGCUCGCCGCGUGGUCGCGCUUCCCCGCGCGCUUCGUCCCCCCGGCGUGGCCGCCGCUCGACUGCUCCAUCACGCUCUUCUCCGUCUCCACCCUCCCCAACACGCUCGUCAUGGGGAUCCCGCUCCUCGUCUCCAUGUACGGCCCUUACUCCGGCGACCUCAUGGUCCAGAUCGUCGUGCUCCAGUCCAUCGUCUGGUACACGCUCCUGCUCUUCCUCUUCGAGUUCCGCGCCGCGCGGGUGCUCAUCGCGGCGCAGUUCCCGGACACCGCGGCGUCCAUCGCCGCCGUGCACGUCGACCCGGACGUGGUGUCGCUCGAGGGCAGCCAGGCGGAGGCGCACGCCGAGGUGGCGCCCGACGGGAGGCUGCGCAUGGUCGUGUGCCGCUCGUCGGUGUCGAGGCGGUCCGCCGCCGCCGCCGCCACGCCGCGCGCGUCGAACCUGACCGGCGUGGAGAUCUACUCGAUCAGCUCGUCGCGGAACGCCACCCCGAGGGGCUCCACCUUCACCCUCGCCGACAUCCCUGGUCACCAGCCGCCCAACAGCGCGCUGCGCGCGUCCAGCUUCGGCGCCGCGGACCUCUUCUCGCUGCACUCUUCGUCGAGGCAGCACACCCCGAGGCCGUCCAGCUUCGACGAGCACGCGGCGGCGCGGGCCAGAGCAUCCGCGACCGUGGCUCCCACCAAUGACCUCAAGGACACGCACAUGAUCGAGUGGAGCUCCGGCGCUUCCGCCGCGUCGGAGGUCACCGGCCUGCCGGUGUUCCGCAGCGGCCGGGAGACGCGCCGGCUUGUCCCCUCCGACGCGCCAUCCAUUGCCUCGUCGAGAGUUAUCCGACCGCCGCCGGGAGCGACGGGCGGGGAGCGCGCGGCGAGCUUCAACAAGGCCGUGGGCGGGCAGGACGAGCUAGCGAAGCUGGAGGCCGGCGCCAAGACGGAGCAGCAGACGACGGCGGUGACUACGACGACGAAGGGCGGCGGCGCAGCGGGCGCGGAGCGGGCGAGAGGGCAGCAGAACGCGCCGGCCGGCGUGAUGCUGCGGCUCAUCCUCACUACGGUUUGGCGCCGGCUGAUCCGGAACCCCAACACGUACGCCAGCCUCAUCGGCCUCACCUGGUCGCUCAUCGCGUUCCGGUUCCACAUCACGAUGCCAAUCAUAGUAGCCAAAUCAAUCUCCAUUCUCUCCGAUGCAGGGUUAGGCAUGGCCAUGUUUAGCUUAGGAUUGUUCAUGGCCACGCAGCCGAAGAUCAUCGCCUGCGGCUACUCCGUCGCGGCGGCCAGCAUGGGCGUCCGCUUCUUCUUCGGCCCCGCCAUCAUGGCCGCCGCGUCCGCCGCCGUCGGCAUCCGAGGCACGCUCUUGCGUAUCGCCAUUGUUCAGGCCGCCCUGCCACAAGGAAUUGUGCCAUUUGUGUUCGCUAAGGAAUACAACCUCCACGCUACCAUCCUUUGCACUUUGGUCAUAUUUGGCAUGCUAAUAGCUCUCCCCAUCACCUUGGUCUACUAUAUUAUUCUUGGGCUACUAUGAACUGAUCAGGAACGGUAGUACAAAAUCUUACACAUGGCAAAGAUCCGGAUGGUGCAGAACCGUGGAUGGACGACACAUGUUCUAACUUGCAGCUGCUAACUUAGCAUUGCUCAAUGGAACUCCUUGGCUGAGAGCGGUAGAUUUGAAGAGCUUACCAUCUGAUUGUUGCCGACUGCUGGACCAAUGGAAUAACUUAAGCGAAAACAACAGCUGAAUCAAUGUUUUUUUUUUGACUGAGCUGAAUCAAUGUUUUAGUUGUUCACUGCACAUAUCUCUUUCCGUGUUCUUCUGAUUCGAUCCUUGCAGACCUUUUUUUUUUUUUGGCCAUUUGUAGUCUCGACUCUCAACAGAGGAUUUUUGUAACUAGGGAUUCCCCGCGCUUUGCUUCGGGAAUUACUAAGUAAUUUUCAAUAUUAUUUUUUCGUUACAAUUCAGCUAGGAGUAAAAAGAAAAAAAAAUAAU